UGACUAGGAAGAGCACAUAGACCAAGACACAUCCUCACUCUCGAUCUGCAAUGCAAUUCACUUCAUUUCCCUCCCUUUCAAUCAUUUAAUCAUAACAUAAUAAUAACGUGGUCUUCUUUUACUAUAAAUUACUAUUACACAAACCUUGACUCGCUCGCCAUCACAACAACAACCCCUUUUCGCAGAACCACCACCCACCAUGGAGGCGCUGCGAUUCUCCACCCCUCACCCACACCAACCACCACCGUCACUCCUCCCCCGCAACGCUUUCCACAAAAUGCGCCUUCACACCAACCUCCACAUCAAACCCUUCAUCGCCGCCACCAUGUCCAAGCCGGCAGAAAUAGUAGCCUCGCCCGCUUCUUCUUCCUCCGCCGCCGCCGUCGUAGAUCCUUUGUUGUCGUCGCCUCCUCCUCUCAUAGUCUCAACCGAUUCGCUUCAGUACCCGCCGGGCUACGUCGGCGCCGUUCCUGACCGGUCACGCUCCGAUGGCGGCAGCGACGCCAUGGUCUCCGCCAUGAGUUACUUGACCAAUAUACUCUCUUCGAAGGUUUACGAUGUCGCCAUUGAGUCCCCUUUGGAAUUGGCGCCAAAGCUUUCCGAAAGACUUGGGGUUAACCUUUGGCUCAAGAGGGAGGAUUUGCAACCCGUUUUCUCAUUUAAGCUCCGUGGAGCUUAUAAUAUGAUGGCUAAACUUCCAAAGGAACUGUUGGAAAAAGGGGUUAUCUGCUCAUCAGCUGGAAAUCAUGCUCAAGGAGUUGCUCUAGCUGCCAAGAGAUUGAAUUGCAGUGCUGUGAUUGUGAUGCCCGUUACCACUCCAGACAUUAAGUGGAAAUCUGUGGAGAAGAUGGGUGCUACUGUUGUCCUUAUUGGGGAUUCAUAUGAUGAAGCACAAACAUAUGCUAAGAAGCGUGGAAAAGAGGAGGGGCGAGCAUUCAUACCUCCUUUUGAUCAUCCUGAUGUCAUCAUGGGUCAGGGAACUGUUGGGAUGGAAAUUGUGCGCCAAAUGCAGGGUCCCGUGCACGCUAUCUUUGUGCCCGUCGGAGGUGGUGGUCUCAUUGCCGGUAUUGCUGCUUAUGUGAAGAGGGUCUCUCCACAGGUGAAGAUCAUUGGUGUGGAGCCCAGUGAUGCAAAUGCAAUGGCAUUGUCACUGCAUCAUGGUAAGAGAGUGAUUUUGGACCAGGUUGGAGGAUUUGCAGAUGGUGUAGCUGUUAAAGAGGUUGGUGAAGAACCUUUUCGCAUAUGCAAGGAGUUGAUUGAUGGCGUUGUUCUAGUAGGCCGUGAUUCAAUUUGUGCAUCAAUAAAGGACAUGUUUGAGGAAAAGAGGAGCAUAUUAGAACCAGCAGGUGCUCUUGCUCUUGCUGGAGCUGAGGCAUACUGCAAGUAUUAUGGGAUCAAGGGGAAAAAUGUUGUAGCAAUAACUUCUGGGGCAAACAUGAAUUUUGAUAAACUUCGCGUGGUAACUGAGCUAGCUAAUGUUGGUCGUAAACAAGAGGCUGUGCUGGCAACUGUUAUGCCAGAGGAGCCUGGCAGUUUCAAACAGUUUUGUAAACUGGUGGGGCAGAUCAAUAUCACGGAAUUCAAAUACAGAUAUAAUUCCAGUGAGAAAUCUGUUGUCCUUUACAGUGUUGGUGUUCACACAGUCUCAGAACUUAAAGCAAUGAAGGAGAAACUGGAGUCUUCUCAGCUUGAAACUCAUGAUCUCACGGAAAGUGAAUUGGUGAAAGAUCACUUACGUUACCUGAUGGGAGGCCGGUCAAAUGUUCAGAACGAGGUUCUUUGUCGUUUCACCUUCCCAGAAAGACCCGGUGCAUUGAUGAAUUUCUUGGACUCCUUCAGUCCACGUUGGAACAUCAGUUUAUUCCAUUAUCGUGCAGAGGGUGCGGCCAGAGCAGAUAUCUUGGUUGGAAUACAGGUUCCCAGAAAUGAGAUGGAUGAAUUCCAUGGUCGGGCUAACAGACUUGGGUAUGAAUAUAAAGUGGUGAAUAAUGAUGAUGACUUCCAGCUCUUAAUGCAUUGAUUGCUGUAUGCACUUGCCAUCAAUUAUUGUGUAUUCUAGUGUACUAUAGAUUAUCAUAUAUAUUUCAGUAGUGGAGAUCAAAGGCAGGGAAGGAUUUGGCCUCCACACACGUGAUCAGUUGAUUAGAGUGCUUUUUACUUAGUGCGGCACUAAGUAACUACAUGUUUUUGUAAUCUAUAACGUUUACUAGUAUUUUUUUACCCGCGCGUUGCACGGGUAAUAUGUCUAUUGUAUUUGAUACAUCAAUCAAUAUAUUGAUUUUUUAGA
Messenger RNA from Lotus japonicus, 2287 nucleotides. Its product is annotated as threonine dehydratase biosynthetic, chloroplastic-like. Gene Ontology annotation, biological process: L-threonine catabolic process. The coding region runs from base 200 to 2020 and encodes 606 amino acids. Lineage: Eukaryota; Viridiplantae; Streptophyta; Magnoliopsida; Fabales; Fabaceae. The transcript is spliced from 8 exons. The record is from RefSeq and is a predicted model, not a curated record. Gene Ontology annotation, molecular function: threonine deaminase activity; pyridoxal phosphate binding.